This is a messenger RNA of Talaromyces rugulosus, 855 nucleotides long. RefSeq lists its product as uncharacterized. The record is from RefSeq and is a predicted model, not a curated record. Bases 1 to 855 code for a protein of 284 amino acids. The transcript has a single exon. Lineage: Eukaryota; Fungi; Ascomycota; Eurotiomycetes; Eurotiales; Trichocomaceae.
AUGGCACCAACAAAAACUACCACAAAAACUACCACAAAAAUAUCCCCUAUCCUCAGUCUCCCUCUAGAUACCCGCAACGACGAGACCCUUGUCCGCUUUAACCAGCUUCUGUAUCUGCCCGAGACCGGCAUCUGGGCUCCGGGAAAGAAGAGCACUCCUGUUCUCGACUUGACAGCACGAUUCGACCGUACCAAAACGAACUGGUUCACAGACGAUUAUGUCGGUUUCAACGAAGAAAUUAUGAAACUGGCCAAAAAGGCUGCGGCUAAUGCGUCAAACGAAGCGUCGUCGUCAUCCUCCUCGCCCAACCCGUCGCUGAUUUUCAACCUAUCACGAGCACACUGGUACAACGACUCGAAACUGAUUGCGACGAAGCCCGGCCAUGUUGAUGGAGACACAAAUAAUGAAGUUGACGGGCCGCUGGACGACGCGGAUGGGACAUACCAUAGAUCCUCUGUAUUAGCGGAAUACUCGUCACCCUUGCUAGCAUACGGGGCAACUGAUAUUUCCUUUCCUGCCGACUCUCUACACUCGUCACACGCGAUCAAGGUUCGUCCUCUCAAUGCAACUCGGCGCAGUCAGAGCUUCGUGCAGGAUUCUGUCACCUAUGCUUGGGAUGUUAACAAAAUUCUUUUCCCUGGCGGCGGCGGAGUGCUCAGUCUAUACAAGGGAGUUGGUUCCGUGAAAAAGAUCGAAAUUGGACGAUAUCAGAGUGACAACGGGAAAUUUACCCCUGGCGGCGUGCUUGUUAUUGAUGCGGAGGAGGUGGAUGUGCUGGUUGCGGUGUUGACAUUGCUGGCCGUGUUAGCUCAGAGAGAUAGUUUCUGUUUCCCCACAGGGACACAUGUUGCUUGA